UAAACGUAACCUCUAUUCUCAGCCCAGCGUGACCAUCAGCAUUUCAUCCUGGACCACCGGCGGCGGCGUCCACUGUCUCUAGAUUGUGUGUUGGUUGCAUGAUUUAUCGAAAAUUCGUACCUCAUCCAAGGUCAAGUAUCUCUACCCACGUGUGCCCAGGUACGUAAAGUUGAAGUACCUUUACAAAUUGAAAACAUCGCGAAGCUCCACCAGGCAUAUACAGGUUUUCGCCAUUGAUGGUGAAGGACUUGACUUCAUAGGAGGCGACAAACCACACGUUACACUUGAUGAGGCGCAGCGCAGUCCUUCGCCAUGUAGGAUUCCUCUGUUUCCGUUUUCUCAACAGUUCAAUUGCAGCUCCGAAUGCGCGAGCACAUGCAUAUGCCACCUUGCCCAAUCCCCCCACCAUUUCGUUUUAUGCUUGGGGAAGCUUGGGCCGACUCGUCGUCAUUAGGCAAGCCAGGCCCCGGCAAGACGACAAGCAAGAAACCGGAUGAGGCACGUGACAGAGAGGCACUCGAAUGGAAGCCGCGUCCCUUGAAACCUCCAACUCAGUCAGAAAAAAAUAUAACAAAGAAAUGCUGUUUGCAUGCGGCAAGAACUGAUAACUCAGCUUAUCAACACUGCCGGCAUGUGAAUGCGAAUCAGUUUUCCACUGUCAAAUCGUAUCAAUAUCAAUAUAUCCUCUUAUUAACUUGCAGUAACGUAUUCAUUCGAGCUGGAGAGUUCUACAAGGUCCCCCUGGUGUCAGCACAACAUCAGAUGGAUCUGAAUCAAUCAGUCAGACAAAUUCAAACAUGGUUGGACAGCGUUUGGAAACCUCAGCUCUACAUUUUGCCUCCAAGUGUUUCCACGGUCGCCCCUGACAGGCAGCUCGAAGCUUUCACUGCAAUGCCUUUUGUCUCCAGCCCGAUCCGGUCGACUAUCUAGUUAUAUGGGAAUCGUGCUUUUAACUUGUCAUUUACAAUACCCCAAACA
Molecule: messenger RNA, 978 nt
Organism: Pseudomassariella vexata
Lineage: Eukaryota; Fungi; Ascomycota; Sordariomycetes; Amphisphaeriales; Pseudomassariaceae
Exons: 1
Coding region: 364-930 (188 amino acids)
Source: RefSeq, a predicted model, not a curated record